AUGACCGACCACGGAGCUCCCAGCACCGAUAUCACCCACCGCACCGUUUCGGUUGGUGAUGCCCAUGGUCAUUCUAGAAGCCGUCCGUCUACUGACAUGCACAACUACAAUGCUGGUUUAACUCCCGAACUGUUACCAUCGAUGCUGGGUAGCCAAAUAUUUGACGCUUGCCGCAACGGAGACUUGGCAUGUGUAAAGCGUCUGUUGGAGGAUGGAGUGGGUGUCAAUUCCACUGACUGUUCCGGUCGAAAGUCCACACCACUUCACUUCGCAGCUGGUUAUGGCCACCGUGAAGUGGUUGAGCUGCUGCUGGAACACGGCGCAGAGGUGUCUGCACGUGACGUAGGAGGUCUUAUCCCAUUGCACAACGCUUGUUCUUUUGGACAUGUUGACGUGGUCCGUUUAUUGCUUGCCGCCGGGUCUGAUCCUAAUGCUCGAGACUGUUGGAAUUACACACCUUUACAUGAAGCCGCUAUCAAGGGGAAAGUCGAAGUUUGUAUUCUUUUACUUCAGUCCAAAGCGGAUCCAAGCGCUCGCAAUCUGGAUGGUAGAACCCCUGUCGAAUUGGCUGAAGGUCCCGGUCGGUUGGCACUGUUGGGAGAAUACCAGAAGGAUGAGAUUUUAGAAGCAGCGCGUGCUGGAAACGAAGAGAAGUUAAUGAGUUUGUUGACACCCCAAAGCGUAAACUGUCACGCCGCAGAUGGGCGAAAGUCUACGCCGCUUCACUUGGCAGCAGGGUAUAACAGAUCGAAGAUUGUGAAGAUUCUGUUGGCUAACGGUGCGGAUGUGGUAGCCAAGGAUAAGGGAGGACUUAUUCCACUGCACAACGCCUGUUCCUAUGGUCACCUUGAUGUGUGCAAGCUGUUAAUCACAACUGGUUCCACCCAAACUCAAGUAAAUGCCGCUGAUCUGUGGCAAUACACCCCGCUCCACGAGGCGGCAAGCAAAUCGCGCACCGAGGUUUGUUCUUUGCUUUUGGCUUACGGAGCCGACCCAACGAAGCCCAACUGUCAUGGAAAGUCGGCUCUCGAUUUGGCCGCAACAUCCGAGCUACGAAGUCAACUUUUCAACGAAUAUCAGGGGUACUGCGUGCUGGAGGCAUGCAGAUCAGGAGACCUUGCCAACGUUUUCCACGUCUUGUCCAGUUUAUCUGCGCCGCUCAGCUCGUACGACGACCCAUCGCCGAAAAACAGUAGGACAAAUCGGCCAGCCAACAGCGUCCCUCCGAAUGACCUCUCAGGUGCGAAUCUUGGGAUAACCACCAAUAUGAUCCAUACAUCUGCCAUCGGUUGCGGCCUUUCGGAUUUUAGACACUUACUAACUCACAACACUGCGUUGCAUGCCGCAUGUUCCCCACCGGAUGUUCCACCAAGUCAUCGAUCUCCCUGCACCGACGCGAACGCCGUCUUCUUGGCGGACUCCAGCACAGCCCUGACUUCGGUCAAACCCGAUUUACCGUGCGUUUCUUCAUCAACUCGACAGCAGUUGAUUCAGUGGCUCAUUCAGCAUCAUGGAUUGCGCGUGUCCGAUCGGAAUAUGGAUGGUCAAACGCCAUUACACUUAGCGGCACUGAACGGAUUCCUGGAGGCCGCUGUCUGUUUGGUAUACUACGGUGCGAAGAUCAACGUCGUUGACAUGCUCGGAUUCACUCCGUUAGAUUUGGCCAUGAGAAAUGGCCACGCACAUCUCGUCCGGUUUUUGGUUCAGGCAUCCGGCGGUGACGCUGCUGCCCACACAUCGGCCGGCCAGCUGUCUAGCGGGAUUGGGACGCCAAAAAUGAUGCAUCGUCGCCCAGUCAACCUUACAACGAGUCCCACUGAUGCAUCCCCUGCCUUGAAGAUAUCAUCGCUACCGUUAAACUGUUCUACUCAUUUGUUGACCCAUCAAUCAAAUGGCACAAAGAAUUCCACUUCCGUCUCUUGCUCUGGCAAUCCUACUCGAUCCCUUGCUGUUAAUGACAUGGAAGACAGAGAUGUGAUUCAUCUUCCCGAUUCACUUCCAAUGAAAGCAUCUUCGAAGGAUUCCAGAACACAGCCACUAAAUCCCAUUCCGUCACCAGCCAACCCAACUUUUGAAAAGGCUUCUGGCCCCGCUGUUUCUGUCUCAUGGAAUGGCAUUUCAUCUGGCUCCAUGAAUCGAGGAUCAUCAAAUGCAUCUCCGACUAUUUUUGCCAAUUAUACUUGGGCGGAUUUGGUGUUGCAGCUUUUAGAGGCUGCCAAGUCCGGUGACGUAGAGCUUGUACGGGGCCUUGUUAGCGCUCAUCACCAUAGUCAGCAGCAACAGGAACUGCAGCAGCGGCAGCAACAACAGAACCAAUUGCCCUCCGCUUCCGGCUGCAACGUUACAACUGUUGGUGGCGCCACUUCAUCGUUUCCGACCACGGGUGAUUUAAUCAACUGCCGUGACAUUGAUGGACGGCAUUCGACACCAUUACAUUUCGCUGCGGGUUACAAUCGUCUUGCUGUUGUCGAGCUAUUGCUACAGUACGGAGCCGAUGUGCACGCGAAAGACAAGGGUGGAUUAGUGCCGUUGCACAAUGCCUGUUCUUAUGGACACCUCAGAGUAGCGGAAUUGCUGAUUCAACAUGGAGCCAACGUAAACGUAACUGAUUUGUGGCGAUUCACUCCCUUGCAUGAAGCAGCAGCAAAAGGGAAGUUCGAGAUUUGUCGCCUUCUCUUACAACAUGGAGCAGAUCCAAACAGGAAGAAUCGAGAUGGGCACACUCCAAUCGAUUUGGUCAAGGAUUCUGACAGCGAUGUCCAUGAUUUGCUGCGCGGGGACAUCACUGUGCUAGAAGCCGCAAAGCGGGGAAAUUUAGCCAGACUACAGCGCUUGCUUACUCCCGCUAACAUCAACUGCCGCGAUGUCCAAGGACGUAAUUCCACCCCACUGCAUUUGGCUGCAGGCUACAAUAAUGUUGAGAUAGUUGAAUACCUUUUGGAAUCAGGCGCCGAUGUGAAUGCGAAAGACAAGGGUGGCCUUAUCCCACUGCACAACGCCAGUUCCUACGGACACGUGGACGUCGCUGUCCUACUGAUACGUUACGGUACUUACGUGAAUGCAGUAGACAAGUGGGGCUACACUCCGCUUCACGAAGCUGCCCAAAAGGGCCGCACACAACUGUGUGCCCUGUUACUCGCUCACGGGGCGGAUCCAUCCAUAAGGAAUCAGGAAAAUCAAAUACCACUCGAUCUUGCAACUGCCGAUGAUGUCAAAUCUCUUUUGUUGGAUGCAAUGCUGCAGACCAAUUUCAAUGUUCCUGUAGUCAAAAAGAAUGCUGUCUAUUGCCCGGAUCAAUCUUCCAUCGCUUCUUUACCACUGGACUCAGGUGUUUCCGGCGUUGAUCAAGUUAGGUCAACAGAUCAAAUCACCGGACCGCGAAUAGAAGGACAAGGGCAAGAGGCCGCGCUUUCCUCAGUAGCCGCUGGUCCUAAUGCUACCCUACUCUCUUCGACCGCCUCUAACAGUUCCGCCCAUCGUGCUGCCGCUUUCUCGUUCCCUAGCAACGAUGCCUCAUCAGUUUGUGGCUCUGCUAUCCUAAACUGCAAUCAGUCCAAGGUCACGGUGGCCAAUUUUUUGACCUCAUUAGACCUACAAAUGUACAUAGAAUUAUUCUACAAGGAAGAGGUUACUAUGGAUAUCCUCUCCGAAAUGGGGCACUCCGAGUUGAAGGAACUCGGUAUCAGUGUUUACGGCCAUCGACACAAACUAAUCCGCGGACUGCAACGAUGGCGAGUGCCAUCCGAUACCUUUGUUUCUCCCGAAUCAACCCCUCUCUCAAGUGCGACACUCUUAGCUUCUCAGAUGUGUUCGCUAUCGAUUUCAGACUCCGUUAACCCAGCACCUAACUCGUCGGCUCCAGCGUAUCCACUGUUACACGCUGCGGACCCUACCAGUUCGAACUUUUCGGUAGCUGGCAUGCCUCACUCGCAAGGUGUUGGUGUCUCAGAGGCGACUCCCUCGAGUCCUAUGUUCUUUCCUCCAGGUUCCGCCAAGCAAACGGUGAUAAUCGAGUUGGAGCCCACUGACCCCGAAUUCCGUGCAGUCGAAGAGCAGGUCCAAAGCACCAUCAGGGAACAUCGAGAUAACUGUGGCGGUGUCUUUAAGCGCUACCAGCUACUCAAAGUCGCUCGCAUUCGAAAUCGACGUUUGUGGGACCGUUAUGUGCAUCGUUGUGCCGAAAUCAGCGAGGACAAUAACGGACACUACAAUGAACGCCUUCUCUUUCACGGCUCACCCUUUCUACAAGCCAUCGUGAUGAAGGGAUUCGAUGAACGUCAUGCUUACAUCGGUGGAAUGUUCGGCGCUGGAAUUUACUUUGCUGAAAAUUCAUCCAAAUCGAACCAAUACGUCUACGGCAUCGGCGGCGGUUCUGGUUGUCCAACCCACAAAUCACGGUCUUGUUAUCUCUGUCCAAGACAGCUGCUUCUGUGCCGUGUGGCUUUGGGGCGAUCUUUUAUUCAAUUCAAUGCGAUGAAAGUUGCUCAUGCCCCACCAGGUCACCAUUCCAUUGUUGGACGGCCUAGUACCGGGGGUCUCAAUUUCGCCGAAUAUGUUAUUUAUCGUGGGGAGCAAGCGUAUCCGGAAUAUUUGAUCACCUACCUCUUAGUACCGCCCGAUCCAGCUGACCCACCAACAGUCUCUAAUGCAACCCCUUCGCUCGCGUCGUCUUCCAAUAGUGUAUCCAAUAGUCAAACUGUCAUCGCCCCACCCCAUAGUCAUCUUGCACUGCCUAAGUUCACAUCGUCUAUCGCGACAAGCGUUGGUUCUUGCGCCUCCACUGGCAACCCAGAUAAUUCACCGUUUUCCCGCCGUCCGGUUGCUCCAGUUAUGCCGCCCGCGACUGCUCCCGGUGGGCCUUCAGGUCAUUCGAUCUGUUAAAUGCCGUCGGAAAAUUCCUUUCUAUGUUUUUCAAUCCGGAAACAGCCCACCGUUAUACAGCAUGGCUUCUCUGACAUGCAAGUGCCGUUGGAUCAUACAAUUUACCGACGUCUUUCUAUUCAUUGAGACGUAUGAUCUCACCCCUUGGUUUAUCACGCAACUGGGAACAACCACACCCGAGUUAAUUGUUUUUCGCACACUUCCAGUUUCUUGUUUCCGUCACUUCUCCAUACGUUUCGUUUAGAUUGGCGUUUUCGUCAAUCACUUGUCGUUUCUCUUGUUUAAUGACCCAUUAUUAGCUUUAAUAUACCGUGUGUGUUGAUGCGGACACUCGAUCCAUCAUUCCCCCGAGUAUUUCUUUCUCUCCUCCUGAACUUCAUGUUUGUGUACACGGCUGUUCCAGUUGCGCCUUGUGGUACUUUUAGUCGGAAAAAGGCACUCACGCGAUGUGUAGGCGCACUGCUGUUCAUCGCGCAACAAUGGUUUGACCGAACUGGCCUCAUAGGAUUGCUUUUAUGUGUUCAUAUCUACUAUACGGCCUGUGUUUCGUACCUACUCGUGACUACGAACCCCCCAUUGCUUGCUCUUUUAUGUACCAAAUGGUACUCGUUGACAUCGAUAACGUGGCUUUUCUUCUAUUUUGUUUGUAUAUACCAGUGAUCACGUCAACGUAAUUCCACGUUAUUAUGGUACUCUUUGGUUGACCUCCAAUCGCCUUUUUUUCUUCAUAAUUGACCUAAAGAAACAAAUAAAUAGGGAUAUUUCCUGACGGCCGGAUAC
This is a messenger RNA of Dicrocoelium dendriticum, 5661 nucleotides long. NCBI's taxonomy places the organism in Eukaryota, Metazoa, Platyhelminthes, Trematoda, Plagiorchiida, Dicrocoeliidae. The record is from the annotation of a GenBank genome assembly.